CAGAACUGUUGUUAUUGUCUUAUAGACAUAGUCCUGAGUCCUUGUCCUCUGGUAUGAGAAUAUAUACGUAGUAUAAUUUGGGUUUAGAAAGAGAAGUGUUUCAUAUCUAAUACGUUACUGAAUAUUUAAAUGCGAAAUGACAUCUGUGGAUUCAGGAAUCGAAACAAGUAACAAUUCAGACGAUAGUUCGAUCGCUCAAAGUGAAGAUAUGACAAUGGAAGAAAUUAGUAAUGCCAGUUCAGCUCCUGCAAUAAUAACCUGCAAUAAUAAUCAGAAUGAAAUACAAGAAAUUAAACCCAGCACUUUUCACACUAAAUUUAAUCCAAAUUGGUCUGUUUGCUUAUCAAAUACGCACGAUGGUGUUCAAAAUUCUACACCAGCAAGUAGUUCAAGACCGCGUAUUGAUGCAUGCCCUAAAAUUGUAGCGGUUAAGUUUCCUUACAAGAAUGGUUCUACUGAUUCACCAACAGCUAGAGCAUUUUUAGUAAAACAACGUGUUUAUUGUGGCAAAAUAAAAUUGGUUAAUGAAAAACGUAGAAAUCGUCAGUUUGUUUCUCUGGUUGAUGAUUACACUCGUAUUAUUCAACAUAGAAUGAGAAUUGCAGCAGCUACAAACAACACCAUGGUGAUGAGAAUUCUUUUAGAUUCUAAUAUUUCACCUAACAGUGGUGAUAAACAAGGAAGAACUCCUCUUCAUCUUGCCUCUUGCAGGGGUUAUACAGAAAUGGUUCGUUUGUUAUUGGAACAUGGUGCAGAUCCCAAUCUUCGUGAUUCUGUAGGUAAUACACCAUUACAUUUAGCAGCGGUGACAAGCAAAAUAUCUGUAGUUACACUUCUUUUAAAUGCUGGAACGGAUCCCUUAUGCUUAGAUCAAUAUGGUUAUAAUCCACUACACUUAGCACAAACAAAAUUGAAGUUAUUGCAAAAUUGUAAGGGGAAGGAUAUGUUGAAGGUCAAAGAGGAAGUGCAAAGCAUAAUUAGUAUGUUGUUGGCAUAUUUACAAAAGUAUAAAGAUACUCACAAAAAUAUGGAAACCUUGAGUAACUUGUGUUCACGUUUAUCUUUAUCAAACACGUCGGAUCAAGUUCAGGAUGAUGUGAAAGAUUUGUUGGCUAAUUUAAAUGCUCUAUCUAUAACACAGUAAUCACUUAUUCACUUUACCAAACUAAUAGUUUUACAAAUAAAUUGAUGUAAAACUAAAAAAGUGAUUAACAGUAUGCGUUAAAUUUAGUUUGCUCGUAAUGAGUUCAUUUUAAUCAAUUAAUUUACACACUGAAAUUUUUUUUUCUAAUUUAUAUAAGUAUGCAAUAUAAUGGUAAAGUUUUGAUAUACAGUAGAACAGAGUAGAGCUAUAAUUUGGAAAGCUGUGCAAAUGUUAAUAAAGCAAAGUAUCGCUGAUUAAGAAGUAUGUAAUUAUUACAUUGGGUAGCUCUAUUUAUGUAUGCUUGUGGUAUUGUUGAUAUCUCUGCGUUCUGCAUUAUUUCGACUUUGACUCAUUGACGAUAAAAAGAAAUAUUUACAUUUCCUUAUAGUCAAACUGUAUUUUGCUCGCUUAUUAUUCUGACUUGAUUCUGUAUGUUUCUAUGGGCUACAAAACAAAUCGAGUUUCAAUAAUUAGCUAUAAGUAUUUUAUGAAACGCAUUUUAUAAAUUUCAUCUUGGCCUUGGAGUGUUAUUUUUGUGUGCUGUAUUUACAUGUUUUUUUAAAUUACUAUUGUUUUGGAUUUAUUGUAUUUACAAAACUUAAUGCGGAUUCUAUACAGUACAAAAAAAUAAAUCGUAGGAUAUCACAUUAUUAAAUCAAGUAUGUAUUUGAUACAAACCAUAAUCCUCAUAAAUUUCAUAUUCAUCAUAAAUUUCAAUUCAUUAUUAUAUAUUAUAUAUUAACUGUACACUAAUAUGAAAGUUUGUAUUUUCUUUUUCUUUACUCAACUAGUUGGUUUAAAUAAUAAUUGCUAAAUAACCAUAGGGUUAUUAAUUUAAAAAAUUAAUAUGAUUUGAUUUUGAUAAGUUGUUAUGCAUAUAAUAUGUAAAUAGUUUUUCUUCAAGACAAUUAAAAAAUGAUGUGUUACAUUAACUUUUUUAAGUUUAUAAUGCUGCAAAUGGAGUGCAAAAAUGAAAGCUGAAAUUUAAACAAUUUAUAGAUAUUGAUAGAGUAAGAUUGCUUGUGUAAAUUUAUCUCUAUAAAUUUUGAAAAAAGGAUUUUGUUUUAUUUUUGAUAUAUUUAUUUUACAUAAUAUACAUAUUUACAUGUAUAUUAUUUUGCUUUCCAAUAAUUUCUUUUCAUAUUAGUAUUUUUUAUAUAUAUCUUUUCAGUUAUUAAAUAUCUCAUUGAUAUUGAACUUUAUGUCCCCCUUUUUAGGUUUUCAAACAAUACAAAACAAUAAAGAUAUAAAAGUAGGCUGCAAGAUAUAUUGUAGUAUAUACAUACUUUGUACUUUCAUUACUAUUUUAGCAUAUGUGACAUUUUUUAAAUUUUAGAUAAAUACAUAAGCUAACAAAUAAAGUAUGGUUGUAAACAUAUAUCCCCAUUCACUUUUAUAAAAAAUUCCAAAUAGAAAGAAUCUUAAAGUGCAUUUCUAAUAAACAUUUUCAAAAUAUUUCGAUUCUCAUAUGAAAUAUUGUGUGCUACAACAGUGUAUGAAUUUUGUUAAAUAUUGUAGUUGUCGCAUUAUUGUAUAUAUUCUUUCACUCUGUUUGCAGCCUCAACACUAACUAUGAGAAUUAUAUAAAUGUGUGAACAUAUGAACAAAUUAUGUCAAAUUCAAGUUGUUAGCAUUUACCUUGUAAAUAUAUAUCUUUUACAUUGAUAUUUCCAACUAAAAAAAGAGUGAAAUAUUUAAUCUUUAACAUUGAACAUAAUUAAGGUUUUGUAUAACUUCUUGCAAAUUAUUCAUUUACAUAACAUUGAAUGAUAUUAACUAAAUGAAAUUCUUUUUGAAUCUUACAGUACUUUUUAUUCUUAUACAAUAUUAAGAUUAUAGUAAAAAUUGGUGUAAUUUUUCAAGUAUGAUGUAUGAUGCCUGAAUUAGAGUGAUUUUUCUAGUGUAUUAUUGAAAGCUAAGUUCUAUAUAUAUCAUGAUACGAGUUUUGCUAUGAUGGAAAUACAAUUUAUGGUUGCGAUACUUUUGUAAGACUAGAACUGACAAUCGUGAAAGAUCGUGUUUUGUGUUCUCUAUCCAUAUAUAAACUUAUAAGUAACUUAUGUGUAAUUACUUUAUAUAUGAACUGUAAAUAAGUGAUUUCCCUAUUAGCAGUACUUAUGGCAGAUCUAUAAAUAAAAAAAGAAGUACCUUGUUUCAUACGAAUUUAUGUAUACAGGGAAACUCUAAUUUUCUCUGUGUAUAAGUUAAUACAAUCAACUGUAUUAAAGAAAACAGUUUUCCUUAUAUUCUGAUAUAUAUUAGUUCCUUUUAGUUAAUUUUUUCUGGUUAUGUCGUAGCUGUAUGCAAAUAAAAAUAUAUAUGACAUUGGAAAAAUUAUAGUUAUAUCAGAUUGAAAGAAGCUUGGUUUGAUUAAUCAGAUUAAAAGAAAUUUUGUGGUAAUUUUCCUUGUAUCAAUAUUGAAAUAAAUAAGUAAUAAACUAGAGUUUCUUUUUUAUGUACAUAAUUUUAUAAGUGUAUUAAUGUUUUUGUAAAUUAUAAAUAAUUUGUAAUUAAUUUUUGUGCUAUCAUCGUAAAAUAUAGAUAGUAAUGUCUUUUUAUAACUCGCAACUUUCGUAUACUCAUCAAAUUAUAAAUAUGAUUCAGGAUGACUCACAUUUAUAUUGGUAUACUCUAAUAUGUUACUCUAAUAUGUUACACACUGGCAACUAUAAAUAUGCAAUUUUUAGGUACAGAAAUAAUAUUCAUUAACUACAAUAGUUUUAAGCAAACCACGGGAUGAUAGAGGUUUUAUGUAAAGAAAUUUAUUAUCAUAUAUAUUUGCUAUCAUACUAAAUAACUUUCAUUAUUCUCAAAAACAUUAACGAUCGUUCCGCUGAAAAAUAGCGGAAUAACAAAAAUCAAUAUACAUUACAAUAUUGAUCUUAUCGAUGACAAAUUUUUUUCCUUUGAGCAGUAAUGUAGCGUUUUUCUAAGAAUAUGCAAAAAUUUAGCACUUCUUUAUUUUUUUAUAACGAGAUGACUAUUUGUCCUAUUUUUAAUGGUAUAAUAUAAAUUGAAGGGAACUAAUAAAAAUGAAACAACUUAGAAAAAGAUCAUGUGUAACACAAUUACAUUUGUUGAAAAUUUUGGGACAAAUAUCGAACAAAAAUGUCAUUUACAGCCUUAUGCUUUAAGUUAAAAACCCUUAUUAGUCACAUUUCUACAAAAAACAUUUUUAUAAAAUAAUUGUUUAAUCAUUAUAGUUAACCUCAAAACUUUGAUUAUCGAUCCUUAGAGGUUCUAAGCAUUCUUCAGUAUUUACGAUAGUUUCUUAGCUCAUUACUAUAUUGGUGCAUACAUUUAAAAAAAUGUGUCUUAAUUGAAGUAAAUUCAUUUCUCGGAAAAAUUUUAUAUAUACUUAAAUUGAUACCAAAAUGAUAACAUCAAGGAGCAUACAAAUGUGUUAUGUGACUAGAAAGGAUCAACUAGAACUCUUCCUAGCAAUUGUAAACAUAUCUGCAAUUAUAAAGGAUCAUUAAUUUUCUAUUACAAGUGUACCAUUGAAAUCUUAUCCAUACUGAAUUUGCAAUAUAUUUUGUACAUAAUUUAUAAGAUUAUAAUUUUGAUUUCUUCUUGUUGACUGUGCUAUAAAAUGAAAUUGAUUGUCUGAAAAUAGCACAAGUGGGACUAUGUCAAUAUUAUUUACUGUUCUUUUGUUUUGUGCCUUUUGUGAAUAAAAUUCUUGUGUUCCUUUGAUUUUUGGGAAAACAUUAACAAUUUACAAACCCGUUUGUACUGCACAGUAUGUAUCAAUAAAUAAAAUAAUAAAUAUAUAUAAUUGGUUUCUUUAUUUUGUGAAAAGUUUUAACCUCUCGAAAUAUAUGCGAAUGUACAUGACGAUCCUUGGCAUUUAUGACACAAACACAAACACAAGAUUUGGCACAAAACUAAAGAUAGAAUAAUAAAACCUUAAACGAAAUAAUAUAGAGAAAAAGAAAAUCAUCUAUAUACUUCUUAAUUAUCUUUACGCAUCACUUGGCACAAAUUUACACGUAUAAAAUAAUACAAUUUAUACAAAUUAUAAUCAUCGCAAUAUUUGUUAAACGUUAUAUCGAUUAUCCCUAUAAAAAUGCUUUUAGCAACUAAGAGAACAUCGAUGAAAUUUUUCUAUAAUAAAUGAAAGUUCCUCGUUUCGAUAUUAAAGCGCAACUAUAUAACAGUAUCAGACACCUCUCUAGUGUCCCCUCGAUAUUAGUUCUUCUUUUCUUUUUAAAUUGUGCACUUUUAUGAAUCAGAUAUUACAUCUUUAACGCGCCGCGUAUUAUCUGUUAAUUAUCAUGAUAUGUUUUUAUGUCGUUCUUAUAGCGGCUAAUAA
Molecule: messenger RNA, 5459 nt
Organism: Bombus terrestris (buff-tailed bumblebee)
Lineage: Eukaryota; Metazoa; Arthropoda; Insecta; Hymenoptera; Apidae
Product: ankyrin repeat domain-containing protein 54
Exons: 4
Coding region: 137-1144 (335 amino acids)
Molecular function (GO): protein binding
Source: RefSeq, a predicted model, not a curated record